GUGUGGGAGGACCCGCCACCCCAGGCUCUCCCAAAGGCAUAAGGGCAGCUCACUUUGUGGGAGCCAGAAGCGGGAAAGAGGGCUGAGUGAGCUGUGGUUUGUGGGGGCAAUGGGAGCCCCAAGAAAGGAUGAGCGGCAGGAUGUCAGAAAAGCCCAGACAGACUUCGAUGAACAGAGGCCGAGUGAAGGGAGCAGGACCAGAACACCCAACACGGCAACAGCAACGGCCUGGGAUGAUCCGCUGGUGGACUUGGCCCUUCUCAGCAACGGGGUGGCCCGGGCCAAGUCCAAUGGACGUGGGAUGGAAAGUGCCAUCCACCUCCAGAGAGGACCAUCGAGUCGGGAUGCCCGGCUUUUUUGUGUUUUUUCUGUUUUUUGUUUUCUUACGGAUUUUCCCUUUUCCUCUAAUUCCUCUUUUACGACAUGACUAAUGUGGAAAUAAGUUUAAAAUAAUUGUGCUUCUAUAACUUAUGUCAGAUUGCUUGUUUGGGGGAAGGGGAAGGAAAGGAAGAGAGGAGAAAACAACCAAAGUGAAUGUUGAAAACUAUAUAUAUAAAGUGAAAAAAAUACUAAGUGAAAAUACAAUAAAAUGGGAGCCCCACAGCCCUGCCUAGUGCCAGCCUCACACGGCCGUUCUGACACUCAGGAGCCCUGGCUUUAGGACCAGAAGAGCCCAAAGAGACCAAUUCCUACCUUUAACAGAUGAGGAAACUGAGGCAUGGGGAGGUUCAUGUGAAGCAGACCUCUGUGUCAGUCAGUAGAAUGUUUGGAGCUUUGUCACACACUUUUCCAAACCUAUGUAAGCACCACUAAUACACACAAGCUCACAUUUAUAGAGCACCUUAAAUUACUUCAAGAACCUAUAUAAAUGUCAGUUAAAAAAAAGUCCACACUUUUCCAAAACACUUAAAGGUCAGCAUACAUUAUUCCGUUUAGGCCUCGCAACCUCCUGGGGUUGUUGCUACCUUUAUCGCAACUUUAGAGAUAAGGACACUGAGGUCCUUAUCGGGCCACUUUCACGGGGUCAGCCAGCUAGGGAGUAGCCAGAAUGCCCACGGCCAGAGGAGGAAGGGCCUGGCCUCCUCCCCACCACUGGCUCCUCCCAGGGCAGGGCUGGGGGGCUUCCUCCCCUUGCCCCACGACUCACACAGAAGCUGUGGGAGCCAGCAAACGCCCCACAAUAAAAAGCCCAAGGUAGGUCAUGGAGUCACUGAGCUGGAGGGGGCCAAGGCCUCAAAGGCCAGGAAGAGGCGGCGGGCCCUGGACACGAGUCACAAAAAGCCGGGUUCUUCAUCACUUGCUAGCUGUGGGAGCCAGGGCAAGGUACGUCAUACCUUGGGGUCUCAGCUUGUGGUAAACGGAGCACUGGACCCAAUGGCCAGUCAGGCCUGCCAGCCCAGUCCAACCCAAAUUUGCUCCCAAGGAGCAAACAAAGGUCAGGUAAGUGACAGGCCCACAGUCACACAGGGAGUCAGAGAAAAGCCUACAUUCACUUCCCAGACCUGAAUCUCAAGCCAGCACUCUCCCUGAACCAGACUGCGUCCUGUCUAAAUGCCAGCUGCUCAGGGGACGGUCACUCGUGUGUGUCUGUGUCUGUCUCCCCAUCCAUCUCUAUGUCUCUGUCUCUAUCUCUGUGUCUCUCUUCCUUUCCUCUUUGUCUCUAUUUCUGUGUUUCUCUGUAUCUCUAUCUCUUGUAUGUCUCUCCUGUCUCUAUCUCUGUUUCUCUGUAUCUCUAUCUCUUGUGUGUCUCUCCUGUCUCUAUCUCUGUGUCUGUGUCUAUCUAUUGUGUCUCUCCUCUCUGUCUCAAUCUCUGUGUCUUUGUCUGUCUCUUUCCUAUCUCUCUGUGUCUCUCUGUCUCUGUUUACCUCUGUCUGUCUAUGUCUCUGUCUCUCUUCUGUCUCAAUUUCUGUGUCUUUCCUCUAUUUCCUUUCUAUCUCUGUGUCUCUCUGUCUCUGUUUAUCUGUGUCUCUGUCUCUCUGUCUCUAUCUGUUUACCUCUAUGUCUGUCUAUGUCUCUGUUUAUCUCUGUCUCUGUCUGUCUCUCUCUCUUCUCUGUCUCAAUCUGUGUGUCUUUCUCUAUUUCCUCUCUGUCUCUGUUUAUCUCUGUGUCUCUCUGUCUCUAUCUGUUUACCUCUAUGUCUGUCUAUGUCUCUGUUUAUCUCUGUCUCUGUCUCUCUUCUCUGUCUCAAUCUGUGUGUCUUUCUCUAUCUCCUCUCUAUCUCUGUUUAUCUCUGUGUCUCUUUGUCUCUUAUCUGUUUACCUCUAUGUCUAUGUCUCUGUUUAUCUCUCUCUCUCUUUUCUCUGUCUCAAUCUGUGUGUCUUUCUCUAUUUCCUCUCUAUCUCUGUUUAACUCUGUGUCUCUGUGUCUCUAUCUGUUUAACUCUAUGUCUGUCUAUGUCUCUGUUUAUCUCUGUCUUUGUCUUUCUCCUGUCUCAAUCUCUGUGUCUUUCUCUAUUUCCUCUCUAUCUCUGUGUCUCUUUGUCUCUGUUUAUCUCUGUGUCUCUGUCUCUAUCUGUUUACCUCUAUGUCUAUGUUUCUGUUUAUCUCUGUCUCUCUUCUUUGUCUCAAUCUGUCUUUCUCUAUUUCCUCUCUAUCUCUGUUUAUCUCUGUGUCUCUUUGUCUCUUAUCUGUUUACCUCUAUGUCUAUGUCUCUGUUUAUCUCUCUCUCUCUUUUCUCUGUCUCAAUCUGUGUGUCUUUCUCUAUCUCCUCUCUAUCUCUGUUUAUCUCUGUGUCUCUUUGUCUCUUAUCUGUUUACCUCUAUGUCUAUGUCUCUGUUUAUCUCUCUCUCUCUUUUCUCUGUCUCAAUCUGUGUGUCUUUCUCUAUCUCCUCUCUAUCUCUGUUUAUCUCUGUGUCUCUUUGUCUCUUAUCUGUUUACCUCUAUGUCUAUGUCUCUGUUUAUCUCUCUCUUUUCUCUGUCUCAAUCUGUGUGUCUUUCUCUAUUUCCUCUCUAUCUCUGUUUAACUCUGUGUCUCUGUGUCUCUGUGUCUCUAUCUGUUUAACUCUAUGUCUGUCUAUGUCUCUGUUUAUCUCUUUGUCUUUCUCUCUUCUGUCUCAAUCUCUGUGUCUUUCUCUAUUUCCUCUCUAUCUCUGUGUCUCUUUGUCUCUGUUUAUCUCUGUGUCUCUCUGUCUCUAUCUGUUUACCUCUAUGUCUGUCUAUGUUUCUGUUUAUCUCUGUCUCUCUUCUUUGUCUCAAUCUGUCUUUCUCUAUUUCCUCUCUAUCUCUGUUUAUCUCUGUCUCUCUGUCUCUUAUCUGUUUACCUCUAUGUCUAUGUCUGUUUAUCUCUCUCUUCUCUGUCUCAAUUUCUAUGUCUUUCUCUAUUUCCUCUCUAUCUCUGUGUCUCUCUGUCUCUGUUUAUGUGUCUCUGUCUCUCUGUCUCUAUCUGUUUACCUCUUAUGUCUGUCUAUGUCUCUGUUUAUCUCUGUCUCUGUCUCUCUCUCUCUUCUCUGUCUCAAUCUCGGUGUCUUUCUCUGUUUCCUCUCUAUCUCUGUGUCUCUCUGUCUGUUUAUCUCUGUGUCUCUGUCUCUAUCUUUGUGAUUCUGUUUCCUCUCUCUCUGUGUCUUUCUCUUCUCCUGUCCCUCUCCUGUCUGGAAGUCGCAGCUGUGGGGCACACAGAGGGAGGCUAAGUCACUCCUGACUCAAGCUCCUUUCUCCCAUUCUGCUUCCGGGGGAGGGAUGCCCCCCCCCAGCAGCCGGCCUGUACAAGCACCCCAAGAUGAGCAGAGCGCUUCACAAAGAGGGCUUUCUUCGAAGCCGGAGGGGAGGGCUCCCCCACUUCACACUGAGACGAGCAGGGGGGAGUGACUUGCCCAGGGUCACCCGCUUUCAGCCUCUGCGGCAGGACUGGAAGGCAGGUCUCGCCAGCCACCUUCCGAGCCGAGCUUGUGUUUGAGGGCCUCACGGGGGGCCAAGGGCUCGGCUCUCCUUUGCCCCUCACAACAAGACUUCCUCGGAGGGGGCGAGUCUUGCCUGGAGCCCAGGUUUUCCUGAGCCUGACUCCAUCUCUCUCGUGCCCAGACCACGGGGGAGAACCAGCCAGGUCACUCACUUGGGGAGUGGGCCACCAAGUAAGGGGGAUGCCAGAUCCCCGGCCCCAACAGCGGCCUGGAAAGGGCCCUCGAGCCAGCGGCUCCCCACGACCCCGGAGAAGGCAGGCCAGCCCUGUGGCUGGCGCCCCUCCCUGCCUGUGGGAGGGAUCCCGUGACUGCUCCUUCUGAAGCACCCCGGGCCAGUCCCGGGCAGGCGGAGGGGGAGAGCCGGGCCAGCCGGGGUCCGGAACCCCAGUCUGGCCCUCGCUGCUCAGCAGCCACAUGAAUCACGAGAUGUUUCGGGCCGGGACCAGUCCAAGACUCGCCCUCUGGCUACCCUGCUCUCGGGGAAGCCUCCGCCGCCGGAGAGGUCCGCUCUGAGAGGAGCGACCCCGUGUCCCACACCCGUGCCAGCGCUCAGCACCCUGCGAGGCCGGGCGACCAAUGGCUGAGGGAGACUGCAGCAGACGGGCGUGGCUGGUCCAGCACCACACGGCCGGAAGCGCCCAGGGCCCGGCUCAGGUCUUCCAGACUCAGGCCCAGGCGCUUCUCCGACCCCGCUGGUGCGGCCUGAGUAAUCCUUCCCCGCUGCCCGAUUUCUCAUCUGUAAACUUGGAAAUGAGGGCCCUCCUCCCAGAGCCUUGGUGAGGGAGGAGCAGCGAGCUCACACUGGUAAAGCGCCCCGGGGCCUGCACACACCCAGAGGGCUGGCCGGGGCCCAGGGGACGAGGACUGGUCCUGAGACGGGAGGACCUGAGCCAAAAUCUGGCCUCCAACACGCGGUGCUCCCUAGCCGGGUGACCCUGGCAGUGACUUCACCUCACCAAAAACGCCACGACCCCAUCAACGUUCCUGGUUCCCGCCGCCCUUUACCAGCCGGCCGGGGGGCACCAUCCCCGAGCACCGCCCUCUCCCACAGCGUGCUCCCCGAGUCCUCCCUCCCCCGGGCCCGGCCCCACCAGGUAUGUUCUGUUUGUGACUCCGUGAGGAUGAAGCCAGUGUCAGAACCGUGGGCUGCCCCCUCCCCACAGCUAGCACUGCUCAGCAGAUUGGAGGGAAAUGCAGAAAUGGAAAAAAUCCCACACCUCUCUUCCCAGAGGGGGGGCUGCGGGUCCGGACCCCCGCCUGUCCCGGCUGACGUGCAGCUUGAGUUCUGCAGGGCCGCCCCCUCCUCCCGCACCCACUUUUUUAGGCUUUGAUCUGAAGGGCCGCUGGGGGCCGGAUGAAUUAGAAGCGAGGGUGCUAUAGGAAGCAGAGGUCAAGGAGAACCUUUGCGAAGACUUGCAUGAGUUGGGAAGGGCCCGGUGAGAUCUCCCGGACCCCGGCGACUCUGCCCAAUGUCAGCCGGCAGAGACAGGCAAACCCCACGUGCUGGGUGCAGGACCAGCCCUCUCUGGCCCGUGCUCCAGCUCCGGGGAAGCCCCACGGGGCAGAAAAGGGGCCUCCCAUUACCCAUACAUAUAACUUGUAAAUAAAAAGCUAUUAAAAAAAAAAAAAAAAAGGAAAGGAAAGGGGCCUCCCUCGUCCUCGCGCGCAGAGAAGUCGCCGAACCCGGAGCGGCGGGCACGGAACCGCCCGGAAGCCUCCGGACCCCACUCGUAACUCUGGCCUGCGGCGGCUUCCCGACACUCGGGUAACGCAGAACAAGGCACUCCCCAGAGCCAGAGAGCUCCCGUCCGGAGCCUCGCGACGCCGCCUCAUCUGCCACAGGGAGACCACGGGGAGCGCUUCCAGUUGGGCCCGUCCAGGACUUGAGGAACGGAUCUCAAAGCUCACUGCAUUUGGCAGUCCAGGGGACCGAGUUCAAAUCCACCUCAGAUGCUUACUCGUUAGCCGGGUGACCCUAGCUUAUGACCGCUCUGAGCUGCAGCUUUCUCAGACGUAAACGGGAACAGCUCGAUCCAGAUCGGAAGGGACCUCAAAGGCCAGAAAGUCCAAGUCCCUCAUUUUACAGAGGAGGAAACUGAGGCAGAAGUCAGUCACCCAGGGUCCAAAAGGCAUUCACACCGGAGCCCUCCCAGUCCAAACCCCGUAUUCCCAGCACCCCCUCCGUGCUGCCUGGAAAGAGGCAAAUUGAGGACAAAUAAACAGCAAGUGAUGUCACCCAGCAGGUGGCCAACAUAUGAACUGCAUUAGGCUCCUGGCAUGUCCCCUCCCCGUUCUGGUUUGACAGACGGAGGGGCCCAGAGGGGGGAGUCUCUGAUCCACUGGCUCCCAGGCCAGUCCAUCCCACCAGCUCGAGGAACAGUUUCUGGCUCUCUGACCCUGGUCAGGGCGACGGUCAGGCCAGAGGAGCGAAGCUCACAUUUCUGGGCUUCCCUGGGGCCCCGUUAGCCCGCCAGCCCUCCGGCCUCGCAUCAGCUGCAGGCAAAGUUCCCCGUAAUCCCCCUCUGAGGGGUUCCCAGAGGCUGGGGAGCGGGGUGGGAGGGGGCAGAGCCACUAGUGGAAGCAGCAGGGAGGUCCUGAGCUAACCCUUUCCCCAUUCUGGAGCAGGGGAAGAUCAGGCAGGAAAGAGAGGAAGGGGGCGGCAAGAAAGGAAAGCACACCAAUCCAGAAAAAUGCAGCCCGAGCCAGAAAAUGUCAGCGGCGGCUCUCCAAGAGAGGGAAAUGAUUCAAGGGGACAAGCGGCCCCAGAGACCAGGGGAGGCCCGAGGGCCCAGAGAUAGCCCGCUCCGG
Antechinus flavipes (yellow-footed antechinus) is the source of this 6703-nucleotide messenger RNA. RefSeq lists its product as uncharacterized. The coding region runs from base 2009 to 2962 and encodes 317 amino acids. The record is from RefSeq and is a predicted model, not a curated record. The transcript has 2 exons. Lineage: Eukaryota; Metazoa; Chordata; Mammalia; Dasyuromorphia; Dasyuridae.